AUUGCCCAUUUUCGUUUUCCAUUGCAAAAAGUGAAAAGUUUAAUUUACUAAACAAGCGGUACCAAUACCCCCACCCACCCAGUCACCCAGCCACCCAUCCACCUUACCACCCACACAAUCACACGAAUAGGACAGGACAACGGCUGUCGGCGUGCGUGUUUCAGUGUGUGUGUGUGUGUCUCUAUUUUUUGCAAUUUCUACUGCACACGCUCAUUCGUGUUGGAUUAUUGGAUUAUACCGCCAUAACGGCACACGCAUCCAACAACAACAACAACAUUAACGAAAAACAAAAACGAUGGCGGCGUUAAAACAACAAAAAGCAGGACGAUAAAGGAGAGCAGACGACGUUGGAUUUAAUCAUUAAUGUCCUUGGAGAUAAGGAAAGUGAAUCACAAGAGACAGAGAGAGGAAGAGAUAGAGAGCAGCAUCGUCAGCAGUCUGAUAAGAAGAAGAAAACGUUAAAGAUACACUGCUGGUACGAAUCCUUUCUUGGCUCGUUCGUGCGUCCUUUCCUGCUAAUUGCUUUGUGUGUGCGGUCCUUUCUCCAUUACGACGUCGUCCUCAAGGCUCAAGAGCAUCGUCCACAAUUAGCGCCAUCGGGGCCAAGGAGCCAAGGAGCACCGACCAAUGGAACAUGUUGAUGCCGGUGCGGGAGUACAACAAGCACAUAGCCAAAAUACCGAAUUGCAAGAUGAGGAGGCAAUGGCCAGCGCUUAGAGGUGCAUCGAUGGUCCUAACCCUGUCCCUGCCACUGUUGCUGCUGCCUGUUGUCCUGGCCCUGGAACCGGCGGCGGGUGGUGCCAGCAGUGCAGCUGGCAGCGGUGGUGCUUCGCCAGCUGGGGGCGGCAGUGGAGGAGCCACUGGAGGCGGUGUGGGUGGCGGUCCAGCCACCACACUUAUAGCCAAUCUUACGGAGCAGGGCAGUCCUGGUGUGUAUAAUUCGACAAUGGCCCAAAUACUAAUUACAUGUAUAUGGCGUUUAUGUGGCCCUCUUAGCCAAGUUAACCCGAAAACCCACUUCCCAUCCCCCAUUCCCUAUUCCAUUAUUUCCCUUUUAACCUCUGACGACAUUGCCAUUUUGGCAUUUGGCAUGGUGUGUGAAUGUUUGUGUGUACUUCCUUGUGCGCAUUUCCGGUUUCCGGUUAGGCGGUGGGGUGGGUUGGGGUGGCACAAAACUAUUAGCCACUUGGCGCUAAAUAACCACGCCCCCUUGCCCCACCAACAGACCCACUUAACCCAGCCGCGGAGGCAAAACACUAAGCAUCAAUUAACCCAAUUUUCAGAAUCCAUUUUCACCUGCAGUUACCAGGCUUUGGCUUCUGCCAGAGUAUUUUGCUAGCUGCGUGUUCACAGCUCGCUAUGGAGUUUUUUGUAGAGCUUUGCUUCUGCUGGUUCUUACUGCCAGUGGCAAAUGGCAAGUGCCCGAGUGGCAAUGUCGAAACCAACUCCCAAAUGCCAAAUCCCCCUCCAUCCACCUAAUCCUUUACGUAUAUAUAUAAUGCUGGACCCUCUUGGCCAGACUUUGUGUUUCUUUCCUGCAAUUUCUUUCACAGGCGAUGGCGCUUUUGUUGUAGUUUGGUUUGGUUUGGUUUCUGGAGUGGACCUGGACCCUGGAGUGGAAGCUGAAAUAUAAUUAAUCCAUUGAUUUUCAAUUUUUUCCCACAGCCUUAAUAAUUUACAAUAAUCAUUUCAGUCAUAAAUACACAUUCUUUUGCAGCAUUUAACAAUGAAUAUUGAUAUUGAUUCAAAAUGCAGCUUUUUUCCAGCCGUUUUUUAUUUGAUUCUAUGGAAUACUCAUUACAAAUUGAUGACCAGGUAAUGAAAGUAAUAAAAAAAUGAUGCAAUGAUUUUAAUUUGGAAAUAGCUUUGUUGCAAGCACGAUACGUGCAUACGAUAUAAGUAUCAAUUAUUCAUAUCAACACAUUCAAUUUUUAGUACUCGACUUUUUGUUUCAGCUGUCGUUAUUAAUCAAAUUAUAUACAAGUAUUACAUGCAUUUUUAAAUUGUUGUUCCCAGCCAUCUGGAAAUGUCAUAAAACUGCAGAAUGCGGGUGGCCAUUACAACUCGGCCAUGAUGAUUGAAGAAACACCUGGAGCGACGCCAGAUGUCAAGGUUAUUAAACAAAUGAAGGAAGGUGUCAACUUUGCUAGCUGGAAGC
Molecule: messenger RNA, 2158 nt
Organism: Drosophila bipectinata
Lineage: Eukaryota; Metazoa; Arthropoda; Insecta; Diptera; Drosophilidae
Source: RefSeq, a predicted model, not a curated record